Messenger RNA from Budorcas taxicolor (takin), 1998 nucleotides. RefSeq names its product zinc finger and BTB domain containing 33 (gene ZBTB33). Gene Ontology annotation, molecular function: protein binding; DNA-binding transcription factor activity, RNA polymerase II-specific; RNA polymerase II cis-regulatory region sequence-specific DNA binding. The coding region runs from base 1 to 1998 and encodes 665 amino acids. Lineage: Eukaryota; Metazoa; Chordata; Mammalia; Artiodactyla; Bovidae. Gene Ontology annotation, cellular component: nucleus. Gene Ontology annotation, biological process: regulation of transcription by RNA polymerase II. The record is from RefSeq and is a predicted model, not a curated record. The transcript has a single exon.
AUGGAGAGUAGAAAACUGAUUUCUGCUACAGACAUUCAAUACUCUGGCAGUCUGCUGAACUCCUUGAAUGAGCAACGUGGCCAUGGACUCUUCUGUGAUGUUACUGUUAUUGUGGAAGACCGAAAAUUCCGAGCCCAUAGGAACAUUCUUUCAGCUUCAAGUACUUACUUCCAUCAACUCUUCUCAGUUGCUGGGCAAGUUGUUGAACUGAGCUUUAUAAGAGCAGAGAUCUUUGCAGAAAUUCUCAAUUAUAUCUAUAGUUCUAAAAUUGUUCGUGUUAGAUCAGAUUUACUUGAUGAGUUAAUUAAAUCAGGGCAGUUAUUAGGAGUUAAGUUUAUAGCAGAGCUUGGUGUCCCGUUGUCACAGGUUAAAAGCAUCUCAGGUACAGCUCAGGAUGGUAAUGCAGAAAACGCACCUCCUGAAAUACAAAAAUCAAAAGAUGAAUCCCAAGAAAAUGGGGCCACUAUAAUGCCAAUUAUAACAGAAUCUUUUUCCUUGUCUGCUGAAGAUUAUGAGACAAAAAAGAUCAUUGUUACUGAUUCAGAUGAUGACGACGAUGAUGUCAUUUUCUGCUCUGAGAUUCUGCCUGCAAAGGAGACUUUGCCGAGUACCAACACAGUGGCAGAGGUCCAGCCUAAUCCAGGCUCUGUUGCUAUUUCAGAUGAUGCACCUUGUGUGAGCAAUAGCUCUCCCCCUUUAACAAACAUCACACCUACUCAGAAACUUCCUACUUCUGUGAAUCAGGCAACUCUGAGCCAGACACAAGGAAGUGAAAAAUUGUUGGUGUCUUCGGCCCCAACACAUCUGACUCCAAACAUCAUUUUGUUAAAUCAGACACCACUUACUACACCACCAAAUGUCAGUUCUUCACUUCCAAAUCAUAUGUCUCCUUCAAUCAAUUUACUUGUACAGAAUCAACAGCCACCAAACAGUGCUGUUUUACCAGGAAACAAGGCCAAUGAAGAGGAGGAGGAGGAAAUUAUAGAUGAUGAUGAUGACACUAUUAGCUCCAGUCCAGAUUCCGCUGUCAGUAAUACGUCUUUGGUCCCACAGGCUGAGAUCCCCCCAAAUACCACUUUUGAUGGAUCAUUGAUACAGAAGAUGCAGAUUCCUACUCUUCUGCAAGAGCCAGUUUCCAAUUCUUUAAAAAUUUCAGAUAUAAUUACAAGAAACACUAAUGAUCCAGGUUUAGGAUCCAAACAUCUAAUGGAGGGUCAGAAGAUUAUUACUUUAGAUACAGCUACUGAAAUUGAAGGCUUGUCAACGGGUUGCAAGGUUUAUGCAAAUAUUGGUGAAGAUACUUAUGAUAUAGUUAUCCCUGUCAAAGAUGACCCUGACGAAGGGGAGGCCAGACUUGGGAACGAGAUACCAAAAACACCUAGCAGUGAGACAGCAAAUAAACGUAUGAAAGUUAAACAUGAUGAUCACUAUGAGUUAAUAGUAGAUGGAAGGGUCUAUUAUAUCUGUAUUGUAUGCAAAAGGUCAUAUGUCUGCCUGACAAGCUUGCGGAGACAUUUUAACAUUCAUUCUUGGGAGAAGAAGUAUCCUUGCCGUUACUGUGAGAAGGUCUUUCCUCUUGCAGAAUAUCGCACAAAGCAUGAAAUUCAUCACACAGGAGAGCGAAGAUACCAGUGUUUGGCCUGUGGCAAGUCAUUCAUCAACUAUCAGUUUAUGUCUUCACACAUAAAGUCUGUUCAUAGUCAAGAUCCUUCUGGAGACUCGAAGCUUUAUCGUUUACAUCCAUGCAGGUCUUUACAGAUCAGACAAUAUGCAUACCUCUCUGAUAGGUCAGGCACUAUGCCUGUAAUGAAGGAUGACGGUAUUGGAUAUAAGGUUGAUGCUGGGAAAGAACCUCCAGUAGGGACCACAUCUGCUCCUCAGAACAAGCCCAUGACCUGGGAAGAUAUUUUUAUUCAGCAGGAAAAUGAUUCCAUUUUUAAACAGAAUGUAACAGAUGGCAGUACUGAGUUUGAAUUUAUAAUACCAGAAUCUUAUUGA